AGCGCGUGCACGUUUUUGGGCCUCAUUUGCCUCACAACUUGACCUUGAACCAUUGCAAUUAUUAAAUGGAUAGGAAAAAAGCCGUAGUAUUUUGUGUCUAUUUGAUUUUUGUCAUUUUGGCUUUGAUAGUUGCGGUUGUUAGCGGUGCGGUGGUGAGGAUUUCAACUAAUAAAUACAGAUAGAAUUAACUGGCAAGAAUAUCAACAGGUGAGCAGAAUGUGCGGCACCGUGCUCGACGAGUACUGCGAGCUGAGCGAGAGUGCGUGCAGCUGCGACUCCGGCUUGGAGCACUCGCCCGCUUUUCACCCCGCGCCACGCAUCGAUCUCACGCCGCAUAAACAGACUAACGCGAGGCGGAGGCUCUUCGACGACGAAUUCGGUUACAUUUUCCAGGAUCCAACAGAACCCAUAAAGAGCUUCGGGGACGAGCUCCUCCCAGGUGUCGACACGUCGACUCCCGUCAAGUCGAAAGAGAAAAAACCUAAGGAUCGAAACGAACCAAAAAGAAAAUAUGCAAAUGGAAAAAAUAGAGUAACGAGAUGCAAGAGCCCUUCGCAAAUAAUGCGAAUCAAAAGGAACCGACGUAUGAAGGCGAACGACCGCGAGCGCAACAGAAUGCACAUGCUGAACGAGGCGCUGGAUCGGCUGCGCGCUGCACUGCCUGCCUUCCCCGAGGACACCAAACUAACCAAGAUAGAGACGCUGCGGUUCGCGCACAACUAUAUACUCGCCCUCGGCCGCACGCUGCAGGCGCUAGACGGCGGGCCCACCGACCCCGGCCCGGCCCACGUGGAGAUGCACAACCGCUCCGCGCCGCCCGAUAAAAUACAUAAAGAUGCUUUUAGAGAAAUAUUUUUUUUAGCCAACAAGAGCGAGGACUACACCGCGGACGGCGACUACAGAAGUUUCCAGGGAUUCAGUAAACCUUUCCCUGAUGGAUCAAAUUUUUUACGUACAUCGGAAGGCGUACUGAUCAACGUGGGUAAUGUGACGGUUUCGGUGAAUAACGCGGGCGGCAACUGCAUCGCCUCCGCAACAGGCAGCGGCUUCUUCUCCGCGCCCGGCGACUCUGCCUGCGGCCACCACGACGACAGCGGAUACAACUUCUCUGCACUUAACGAGUCUAAUGAAUAUUUCAAUCAGAAACACUACCAAAUAUUUAAAACGGCGUUUGAGAAUGCCGCUAGUAAUUCAAAUGUAACAAACCUAGAGGCGGACCGUGGCGAAGCCUGGUGGCCGGCGCCGGCGUCAAGUGCACCUCGCCUCGCCAACACUCACACGCACCACGACUGUUACUACAACGAACAGGGUUUUUAUGGAAAUUAUUACAGGAAUAAUAUGAUAAACGCUCAAAUUUGA
Papilio machaon (common yellow swallowtail) is the source of this 1359-nucleotide messenger RNA. RefSeq lists its product as uncharacterized. NCBI's taxonomy places the organism in Eukaryota, Metazoa, Arthropoda, Insecta, Lepidoptera, Papilionidae. The transcript is spliced from 2 exons. The coding region runs from base 217 to 1359 and encodes 380 amino acids. Gene Ontology annotation, molecular function: protein dimerization activity. The record is from RefSeq and is a predicted model, not a curated record.